Aspergillus uvarum CBS 121591 is the source of this 1976-nucleotide messenger RNA. RefSeq names its product putative MFS allantoate transporter. The record is from RefSeq and is a predicted model, not a curated record. The transcript is spliced from 10 exons. NCBI's taxonomy places the organism in Eukaryota, Fungi, Ascomycota, Eurotiomycetes, Eurotiales, Aspergillaceae. Gene Ontology annotation, cellular component: membrane. Bases 1 to 1650 code for a protein of 549 amino acids. Gene Ontology annotation, biological process: transmembrane transport. Gene Ontology annotation, molecular function: transmembrane transporter activity.
AUGGGCAAUAAAGCCCAGACCGAACCCAGUUCCGUCCAUGCAGAGAACAUCGCCGAUCUACCUUCAGAUACGCAUGAUGCGAAUCACUUCCAGCCAGGGUGGAAGCCUGGAACGCGGCCGGAUGGGGACACUGCCAUGGCUCUCUUCAACGACCCAGAUGUCCUCCAUCAAGAGAUUGACCCCUUGGAGGCAAGGAAAUUGCUUCGGAAGAUCGACUUGAUGAUUUUGCCUUACCUGGCCGUUUGUUAUGCAUUCUUCUAUAUCGAUAAGACCACCCUUAGUUAUGCGGCGAUCUUUGGGAUCCAGGAGGAUUUGAAUCUCCAUGGCACACAAUACAGUUGGCUGUCGAGUGUAUUCUACUUCGGAUUCCUCGCAUGGGCCUUUCCGACCAAUUUCCUCAUGCAACGCUUACCUAUAGGAAAAUAUCUUGGUGCGAACAUAUUCAUGUGGGGAGUCUUUCUCAUCAUUCAAGCCGCUUGUCAUAAUUUCGCCACUCUUGCUGUCUUACGAGCCUUGGGAGGCGCGGCCGAAGCUUGCGCUGACCCAGCUUUUAUGCUUAUAACGAGCAUGUGGUAUACGAGACGAGAGCAGCCGGUACGAAUUGGGCUCUGGUAUACGGCCAACGGCCUUGGAAUCGCAUUGGGUGGCCUCCUGGGUUAUGGGAUAGGGCAUAUCAGAGGAGCACUUCCUUCGUGGAAGUACGAGUUCAUUGUCAUUGGCUGUCUUUGUUCCACUUGGGGUAUAGUGAUGUUCUUCUUGCUUCCUGACUCGCCAGUGACGGCGCCUCUGCUUAGCAAACGAGAGCGUCGUAUUGCAGUCGAACGGCUUCGAGAGAACCAGACUGGUGUUGAGAACAAGCACAUCAAACUGCACCAGAUUCGCGAAGCCUUCCUAGACUACAAACUAUAUUUCUUCUUCGCCUUGGGCUUAGUCUGCAACAUACCCAACGGUGGAAUCUCCAACUUUGGAACACUCAUCAUCAAAGGAUUUGGGUUCUCUACUCUUGUGACAACCCUCAUGCAGAUUCCCUACGGAGUCUUGAUUGCCUUGUCGAUUCUGACCUGUGUCUAUCUCAAUGACCGGUUCGAGAACAGACGCUGCCUGUUCAUUGUUAUCUUUCUAUUGCCCAACAUAGCCGGAGCAUUUGGUCUUCGCUUUGUGCCCCAGGAUCAGAAAGUCGGUCGCUUGAUCUGUUACUAUUUGACCGGACCGUACAAUGCAGCAUUUGUCUUGGUUCUCAGCAUGCAGAUCGCGAAUACAGCAGGCCACACAAAGAAAGUCGUCACCAACGCCGUGCUAUUCCUGGGCUACUGCACCGGCAACAUCGCAGGCCCGUUCUUCUACAAGACAAACCAAGCCCCAACCUACGAGCUCGGAAUCUGGUCCAUGAUCGUCUGCCACCUGCUCGAGGUUGUCCUCAUCUCGACCCUAGGUUUCCUGCUUCGCUGGGAGAACCAGCGCCGCGAUCGGAUCCAGUCUCAGACCGAGGGAGGCUUGGAGGGUAGAGAUCUUGAUUCGACUGCUUUCUUGGACUUGACGGAUCGGGAGAAUUUGAAGUACGUCCUGCCGCUUCGUGUUUUCCUGCAUUCUUCUGGAAGACCUGCCUUUUUGUGUUUGGAUGCUCUUGCUCCGAAGUCUGUUCUUUGCUAAUACGAAACCAGUUUUCGGUACAUAUACUAGAUGACACAGAGAGGAUGUCCAAAAUGGAAUGUGCUGUUAUGUGCUUCGCAAGUCCUGCGUUGGGCCUUAGGUAUGCUCAUAUGCUCAGUGCAUACAACAAUAUCCGAAAUGUAUAACAAUAUGUAGAUGCAUCCUUCGUAUUGUGGAAUAGAGCACCUGCAAAGUCCCCCAUCCCAAACCAAAGACAAACUACUUGCCAUGUAAACUGCGAAGGAAAAAAGAAAAGCCAAGAGGAAAUCCCAGAUCUUUUGAUUUGAACUGUAUCCGAAACACGAAACGAGAUAAAAAACGAACAC